UCGAGCUGCUGCCCCAGUGCACCGCGCUGCACCUGCUGUCCGGCGCCUCGAAGGUGGCGACGGCCCUCCGGAUGCACAACCAGUUGACCGCGCCCGACCCCCGGCCGAAGUUGUCGUCGAAGCUGGGCCUGCCCCUCAACAAGGCGCUGCAGCUCCCGGCCGCGGCCCUGCUCCCCGACCAGCCAUGGAAGUGCAGGAUCGAGCUGCUGUCCCACUGCACCGUGCUGCGCCUGCCGUUCCACUGGACCCGGUAGCUGUUGAUGCUCCCGACCUCCCUGAACUACCUCAGCGGGAACUGAGCAGGCACGAGAGGGCAGCGGCUGCAGCCGCUGCUGCUGUCCGGCGCCUGGAAGAAGCUGCGCGGCAAGCGGCCCCAGCUCCUCAGCCGCCCGAAGCAGCCACUUCCCGUGGCCAAUCGCUGCUGGCUGCUGGUGGUGAUGUGAGCCAAAGACCUGCGCGGCAAGCGGCCCCAGCUCCUCACCCGCCCGAAGCAGCCACUUCCCGGCCAAUCGCUGCUUGCUGCUGGUGGUGAUGUGAGCCAAAGACCUGCGCGGCAAGCGGCCCCAGCUCCUCACCCGCCCGAAGCAGCCACUGUUGGCCAAUCGCUGCUGGCUGCUGGUGGUGAUGUGAGCCAAAGACCUGCGCGGCAAGCGGCCCCAGCUCCUCACCCGCCCGAAGCAGCCACUUCCCGUGGCCAAUCGCUGCUGGCUGCUGGUGGUGAUGUGAGCCAAAGACCUGCGCGGCAAGCGGCCCCAGCUCUUCACCCGCCCGAAGCAGCCACUUCCCGUAGCCAAUCGCUGCUGGCUGCUGGUGUUGAUGUGAGCCAAAGACCUGCGCGGCAAGCGGCCCCAGCUCUUCACCCGCCCGAAGCAGCCUCUUCCCUUGGCCAAUCGCUGCUUCCUGCCGGUGGUGGUCCCAGUAGAAGGUUAAAAAGGCUGGAAAAGCUGAAGAGGAUGAGGGAAAAGAGAAAGGCAGGCGGGCUCGCACAGCUUAACAAUCCUGUUCAGGAAGCAUCUUCAUUCCACCUGCUGACUGAACAACCGUUUGCAAGCAGCCAACCCCCAGUAGAAGUUGUCGUCCCAGCAGGGCCUCCCCGUCAACAGGGCCCUGCAGCAGCUGCCGGCGGCCCUGCUCCCCGAUCAGCCGUGGCAGUGCAGAAUCAAGCGGCCACCUCAUUUGUCUUUCAGACCGCACGAGGAAUGUGGGUCGACACUUCUACUCUCCCAGGAUCAUCCCGAGGACUCUUGGAGCACCCUGACGACCUGACCAGGCCGUGGUGGCGUCCUCGCGUGCUCUACUCGUCAGACGAGGAGUUGGACACGGACAGAGGUAAUGGGGCACCUCGACGGAAGGUAUUGCGUCGUAGGGCACCAACACCAACGCUGCAAGAGGAUGAGAGAUGGCCACCCGAGUCGAACGAGGGCAGAAAUAAUGCAGGUCCAACUCCAUGCAAGGUACUGCGUCGUACCGCACCACCACCACAAGAGGAUGAAAGAUGGCCGCAUGAGUUUCUGCCUGAUUUUCAGGCUCAUGUGGCAUCUUUGGCACCACCACCGGCACCGCCGCAAGAGGAUGAGAGAUGGCCACCCGAGUCGAACGAGAGCAGAAACAACGCAGGCCCAACUCCACGCAAGGAACUGCUGGACGAAAGAUGGCCACAUGAGUUUCUGCCUCAUUUUCACGCUCAUGUGGCAUCUUUGGCACCGUCUGCGCCGAUGGCUUCCGGGGUGAACUGCACUGGCACUGCAACCGCAGCUAUGGUGGCUGGUCCAGGCGCGGCUUCCAGGCCAGACCAGCCAGACCGGCUGGAUCACACUGCAGUUGCGGUGUCUAGACGCACAGCUGUGUCUCCCAUGACGGACGACGAUGACUUCGCCUCGUCUCGAGCCUCGUCUUUUGUGACAAUUUUGUUUAUGAAACCAGAUGUCGAGUGGUACCACUUACACGAAUUUCCUAAUGCGGAACCGCUAUGUUCUCUUUAUUUGUACUGCAACGUCAACAACUUUGCUUUAAUGCCUAUUAAGCUCUUCGAAAUGUGUCCAAGACUCCGAUUGAUUCCGGACUCGGAAGUAGAAACUGUGCGGUCUUAUUUUCAGACCUCGGAGGUUACAGUAAACGUUGUAGAAGACAACUCUGAAAACGUUGAAAUGGGACACAACCUCCUACAAGACGUAGCAGUGCAGGAACGGGCUGCAACCCCAGCUGCGCCUUCCCUUCCAGUGGACCCGGUCGCUGCUGUUGCUCCCGUUCUCCCUCUACCUGAGCCAGAGCGGACUGCAACCCCAGCUGCGCCUUCCCUUCCAGUGGACCCGGUCGCUGCUGUCGCUGCCGAUCUCCCUCUACCUGAGCCAGAGCGGACUGCAACCCCAGCUGCGCCUUCCCUUCCAGUGGACCCGGUCGCUGCUGUCGCUGCCGAUCUCCCUCUACCUGAGCCAGAGCGGACUGCAACCCCAGCUGCGCCUUCCCUUCCAGUGGACCCGGUCGCUGCUGUCGCUGCCGAUCUCCCUCUACCUGAGCCAGAGCGGACUGCAACCCCAGCUGCGCCUUCCCUUCCAGUGGACCCGGUCGCUGCUGUCGCUGCCGAUCUCCCUCUACCUGAGCCAGAGCGGACUGCAACCCCAGCUGCGCCUUCCCUUCCAGUGGACCCGGUCGCUGCUGUCGCUGCCGUUCUCCCUCUACCUGAGCCAGAGCGGGCUGCAACCCCAGUUGGUCGUGGCGUCCUAGCGCCCGUGGAAGACGGCGCUGAGCCUGAUGCGCGGCAUGGUCCCGCCGGAGCCCGAGGCGAUCGUGGUCCCGCCGGAGCGCGAGGCGGCCGUGGUCCCGCCGCAGCGCGAGGCGAUCGUGAUCCCGCCGGAGCGCGAGGCGGCCGUGAUCCCGCCGGGGCGCGAGGCGAUCGUGGUGCACAGCCAGCCGAAGAUGCGACCCCUCGGCGCCGAGUAAGACGAGGUGGUGGAAGAGCUGGCGAACAGCGACCAACGAUUGAAAGACACAAUCGAGGGAUGGCCAUCCCCGACAACAGCGUCUCGAGAUUGCCGGGUGGCCACUGGCGGGUGGCAUCUCAAGGUGCUAGAGGCCGUGGCCGUGCUGCUGGCCGUGCUACUGGGUACACCGUCCGCAGAACAGGGGAGCCGUUCUGCCUCUGCAUGAUGAGGUGCGGACGGUGUAACCCAGGCCUAUGUGCGCAAAUGUACACCUGCUCGUGCGCCGAUUCCAGGCAGGGGCAGCUGUGCAAACACGUGCACAAGGUGCACGCCCUUCACGGUGGUAGAAACGUCGUUGACGUUGUGCACAUCUCCUCGGGGUCUGAGGAAGAAGGCGCCCCUCCUCAGCAGGGCAUGCAGCUGCGGCCGAGGCAAAACCGGAUGGCCGUCGUUGAUGUCAGCGAAGACUCCGCGUCCGAAGACGACCCACUCAACAUUCCGGGAGCAUUGAAUAUACCAGACCCUCCACCACGUCCGCGAGCAGCCCCGCGACCAGACCCAGCCUUGGAAGAACGAAGAGCCAUUAUACGGCAGCAAGAUGCUGCGUAUGAGGCAAGCCUUCGUGCAGACCGGGCGGCCACGGUGCAGCGGGAGGCGGAGGAAAGGGAGCGUCUGGCUCGUGAGCAGGAGGAAAGGGAGGAGGCCGAGCAGCGGCUGCGCGACCUCCCUAUACUGGCUGCAGAACGAGAGGCUGCGCGCGAACGGCUGCCCCCCGAACCUCUCACAAACUACAUCCUGAUCCGCUUCCGGUUGCCCGUGGGGCACCAGGCAAGGACGCGGCGAUUUGCACGGAAUGGGGGCAUUGAGGCCCUUCACGAAUUUCUUUUUGUGGAGGGCUUCAACCAUGUGCAUCUCUUCUUGCCGCGGUCUACAGCCUGCCUCCCUGCCAGGGGCACUAGCGUUGAGGAGGCCGUGGGAACGUUCUCAAUAACUCUGAACGUGGAGAUUGUUGAUGCAUCUGAGGAACCGUGCAGCAUAUGCUUAAGGAUGUUAAGCACUGAGGUGUUCAGGGCAGAACUACCCUGCGGACACUUCUUCCACAGGAAGUGUGUUGAAACGCUACAACAAACCCAGAGGAGAAAUAGGCAAAGACACACUUGUCCUAGUUGCCGCCGCCUAUUCGUUAACCCGGAACGACGUCCCAACCAUCAAGAUUAAUUUUAUGUGUUGAGUGCUUAAUUUUAAAUCACAAAGCAGUGAGGUUCCUUUCAGGAUUUUAUUUGUGCAGCUGCUUUGCAUCAUGUCUUUACUUUUACCUCAAUGUUUGUGAACGAAAUUUAAUUGUUAUGCCUUCUGGUUAUGUUCUUCUGCUAAGGGAAACUCAUCAACAGUCCUCUACUUUUUAAGAUUAUUAAGUGAGACAUAAUUUAUUUUUAUUUGAAUGUUGAAGUAUUUGGCUUUUACUUUGACCAUUGGUAAACUUGUCUCAGAAUUGAGUGACUGAAAUUGAACAGGUUCCUGUUAUUUUCCCUCCAAGUUUUUUCCUUGGGCAGCAGGAGUGCUUCAUUUUAAAAGGGAAUCUGGCCUUCCCACUCUAUUGAACUAGUUAGAAAAGUUGGAUUUCCAUAAUACAGACAUUUGUGUUAAAAACACAAUAAUACCAGCAAAAUUA
Thrips palmi is the source of this 4593-nucleotide messenger RNA. RefSeq lists its product as uncharacterized. NCBI's taxonomy places the organism in Eukaryota, Metazoa, Arthropoda, Insecta, Thysanoptera, Thripidae. The record is from RefSeq and is a predicted model, not a curated record. The transcript is spliced from 12 exons. Gene Ontology annotation, molecular function: ubiquitin binding; zinc ion binding. Gene Ontology annotation, cellular component: endoplasmic reticulum; nucleus. The coding region runs from base 954 to 4139 and encodes 1061 amino acids.